AUGACCUUAUCUUUCUUUUCACUUAUAACGACUAAACACAUUAGACACACGCACUGUUUUGUAAAGAGCUUUUCGUUCUGGAGUCUUUUUGCACCUGCAGGAUUACUAUGCGUCAGACAGAUGGUGGUUUUCCGGGAAUUAAACAUCCGCCCAAAUAAGUUGUCUUACGCAUUAGGAGCGUCUGGUUUGGGCCUUUUGACACCACAGCUGUGUCUUAUCUGUCGCUUGUAUUUGCUCUGAAAGAGGAAAUGAUGCAGAAAGCGCCAUAGGUGGGUCUCAGUUUGCCCCUCCUCUUUUAAAUCCCGACCCGGGACUUCAGUAGAUCACUUUGAAGUGAGCGGUGAGGAGGGUCAGGCCACGAGUGAACCGUCAGCGCCAUGGAGGAAUCAACCGACAGACCCAUCAAGAAAAAAGUUGUAGCAGUAGUGGGCGGUGGUUUGGUUGGGGCACUGAAUGCCUGCUUCUUUGCCAAAAGAGGCUUUGAUGUGCAAGUGUUCGAAACUCGGGAAGAUAUCCGGAAAGCCAAAAUUGUGAAGGGGAGAAGCAUCAACCUGGCGUUGUCUCACAGGGGUCGGCAAGCACUCGAACAUGUUGGAAUGCAGGAGAAGAUUGUCUCCCAGGGAAUCCCCAUGCAUGCCAGAAUGAUCCAUUCCUUGAGUGGGAAACAGUCCCCGAUCCCUUAUGGCAAGAAAGGCCAGUACAUCCUGUCAGUAGACCGAGCCAAUCUGAACAAAGAGCUGCUAACAGAGGCAGAGACGUAUCCAAACACAAAGCUGAACUUUGACUACAAGCUGCAGGACUGGAGUGCUGAGACAGGGCUAAUGACCUUUGUCAGGUCGGAUGGGUCCGAGGAGCAGAUCGUGGCAGACCUGAUCGUAGGCUGUGAUGGAGCGUUCUCCGCCAUCCGCAAGCAAUUCCUCCGCCGCAGCCGCUUCAACUACAGCCAGACCUACAUCCCCCACGGCUACAUGGAGCUCACCAUGCCACCCAUCAAUGGAGAGUUUGCCAUGAAGCCUAAUUAUCUGCACAUCUGGCCACGAAACACAUUCAUGAUGAUCGCUCUGCCCAACUUGGACAAGACAUUUACCUGCACCCUCUUCAUGCCCUUUGAAGAGUUCGAGAAGAUCACCACCGGAGAUGAAGUCAUCGAGUUUUUCCAGAAGUACUUCCCUGACACCAUACCACUAAUAGGAGUUGAUGCUCUCAAGAGGGAUUAUUUCCGACUGCCUGGGCAGGCCAUGGUGUCUGUCAAGUGCACCCCAUAUCACAUUGGCGACAAAUGCGUCCUCAUGGGCGAUGCAGCCCACGCAGUGGUUCCUUUCUAUGGGCAGGGGAUGAACGCCGGCUUUGAGGACUGCAUUGUCUUUGAAGAAAUAAUGGAACAGUUCAAUGAGGAUUUCAGUGCUGUACUGCCUGAGUACACCAGAGUGCGAGUUCCAGACGACCACGCGAUUGCAGACCUGGCCAUGUACAACUACAUUGAAAUGAGAGCACAUGUCAACUCCAGAUGGUUCCUUUUCAGAAAAUAUGUUGACAACUUCCUCCACUACCUCAUGCCAAAGACAAUAAUUCCACUUUACACAAUGGUCACUUUCACUCGGAUAAGGUACCACGAGGCUGUGGAGCGCUGGCACUGGCAAGACAAAGUGAUAAACCGCGGCCUGCUGGUUUGUGCUACCGGAGCAGUUUUGGGAGGCUCCUACUUGCUCAUCAAAACUCCUCCUGAUAUCAACAAGCUCAUCAUCCCGGCUGAGAGAAUUUGGAACAGGAUCAUGGCCCUCAAGACCCCGUGAGCACCGUCUCUGCUCUGACGGACGAGUGCAAAGACUGGAGCGUCAAACACUAGAAUGAACUGAGUCCAGAUAUUAAUUAGAGUUUGAUUGAACCCUUUAAUUAACUUAAUGAAGGCUCUGCCAGGCAAACUACUGUGCUAUUAUAAUAAUUGCCCUAACUUAUACCAGUCAUAAUGAUUGAUAAUAACAUUCCACCAGUGUUUAACUGUUAAUGGUUUGACUGAAGUUACUGCCAGAUUUUUAUUAUGUCUUUAGCUCCGUUACUACUAUAGGAUGAGGGAUGUUUGGGACAAUAUCAGAUCAUUGACAUAUCAUCACCAUCACUGAUGCCACUUUCAUACCAGACAUGAAACUACAGCCAGCAGGCCGUUAGCUUAGCUUGGCAUAAAAACUGGAGACAGCUAGCCUGGCUGCAAAUGUAAAGUAAAUAUCUAGCUGGCAGUGCUUCUAAAGUGUGAUAAUUAACAUGUUAUACGUCUUUUGUGUAAUCUUUAUAAAAACCGAAGUGUAAAAAGACAGGUUGUGGUUUUGCUGAGGGUUUUGUGUUGAGUUUUUGUGUGGGUUUAACAAGCAAGAUGAACAAGUUUUAGGAUUAGGGACUGGAGCAUGCUGGUUCAUUUGCAUACUUUAAUCGUGCAAACAGAUCCUGAAGAUGCACUUAAAAAACAGGAGUCCCCGUGCAUCUCCCAGCAAUGUGCAGCCCAUAAGUACUUGAAAGCUGCAAAUCAAUCAAACGUUUGCUGUUCUCGAACUGAGAAGUGCCUGAUUUAGCUGCAUACUGCUGCCAGAUGUGUGGAGACCCCUGCUUCACAGCCAGGCUAGCUGUUUCCUGUCUUUAUGCUAAGCUUAGUGAAACAUCUGGCUAUACUGCAGCCUCACAUUUAGCAAACAGAUGUGAGAGUCGUAUAAAUCAUCCGAUCUAACUCUUGGAAGCAAACAAGCGCAUUUUCCACAUGUCAAACUAUUAUUUGAAAUGAACAAUAUAAAAACAAAGACCGCUCAGUCACUCACUCACACAUCCUCAAUGAAUAAGGGUUUUAUCAGCUAUGGAAAUCCAUUCAUCAAGGCUAUUCAUAGCUGACAGCCCAGGAGGUUAUGAAAGGAGAGUCUCACUGGAGCACACUGAGGUCCCAGUCUCAUCUCCUCUUAUCUAAUUACACUCCUGUAGUCCUCAUACAUAUAAAUCCACCAAAAGUCAUUUCACAGUGACUGCUCUGGUCACACGGGAGAUUUAGAUUGAAAUAAGACAAGGUACACAAGCCAGAUAGAUUAAAAUAGGAUCUCUUUAUUGAGUCCAUACACAAUAAUGUCAGUUUGUGUAUAAUGGUUUAUGGCUAAGGAGCUAAGGCUUAUUUUCCAUUUUACACACUUGCAGUUGGGUACCAACCAAAAAAAUAUGCUAUCACUUGUUGAUCCAUACUCAGGUCCAUAACGCUGCUGGCCUUUAAAUACUCAAUACA
This is a messenger RNA of Chelmon rostratus (copperband butterflyfish), 3253 nucleotides long. RefSeq names its product kynurenine 3-monooxygenase. Gene Ontology annotation, molecular function: FAD binding; NAD(P)H oxidase H2O2-forming activity; kynurenine 3-monooxygenase activity. Gene Ontology annotation, biological process: quinolinate biosynthetic process; NAD+ metabolic process; L-tryptophan catabolic process. Bases 378 to 1793 code for a protein of 471 amino acids. Gene Ontology annotation, cellular component: mitochondrial outer membrane. The record is from RefSeq and is a predicted model, not a curated record. The transcript has 15 exons. NCBI's taxonomy places the organism in Eukaryota, Metazoa, Chordata, Actinopteri, Chaetodontiformes, Chaetodontidae.